AUCAAAUAAACUGAAGUGGUCCUAUUUUAUUCACAAAGAUAAAAGGUUAUUUUGCUACUCAGAAGCCAGUAGAAGCACCUCUAUCCUUAUCCAUACCCCAAAAGGUCUCCCUACGCUCAAGACUCCCAAAAUCAACAAAAAACUUCAGAAACUGCAACCCCUCGAUCAACAAUGCCAGCAGGAGAGCUCAUCUCCUAUACUACAGCCCCAUCUACACCCCCACUGGUGUCUGAGUCUGUAGAAGACGAGUCCUCGUGGGUAUGGUCUCAAAUCAAAGCUGAAGCUCGUCGUGAUGCCGAGUCGGAGCCAGCCUUAGCCAGCUACCUGUACUCCACCAUACUUUCUCACUCAUCUCUAGAACGCUCGUUGUCAUUCCAUCUAGGUAACAAGCUUUGCUCCUCCACUCUCCUCUCAACCCUCCUCUAUGACCUCUUCCUCCAUACAUUCUCCUCGGACGCAUCUAUCCGCUCUGCCACAGUUGCUGACCUCCGUGCUGCUCGCCUCCGUGACCCUGCCUGCAUCUCCUUCUCCCAUUGCCUGCUCAACUAUAAGGGCUUCCUUGCCUGCCAGGCCCAUCGCGUCGCCCACAAACUUUGGACUCAGGACCGCCGCCCCCUAGCCCUAGCCCUCCACUCCCGUGUCGCCGAUGUCUUUGCUGUUGACAUCCACCCUGCUGCCAAGAUUGGGAAGGGGAUCCUCUUUGACCAUGCAACAGGUGUUGUCGUGGGAGAGACCGCAGUGAUUGGGAACAAUGUCUCGAUUCUACAUCACGUGACACUGGGCGGGACAGGGAAGAUGGGUGGGGACCGACACCCGAAGAUUGGCGAUGGGGUCUUAAUUGGGGCUGGAGCGACAAUUCUUGGGAAUGUGAGGAUUGGUGAAGGGGCGAAGGUUGGGGCGGGGUCUGUGGUGUUGAUUGAUGUUCCACCGAGGACAACGGCAGUGGGGAACCCUGCGAGGCUUGUAGGAGGGAAGGAGAAGCCAUCGAGGCAUGAGGAUGUGCCAGGGGAGUCCAUGGAUCAUACAUCAUUCAUCUCGGAAUGGUCAGACUACAUCAUAUAGUUUCUGUUUUUGUUUCAUCUUAUUAAUGGUUUUUUUGUUUUCUUUUUCUUUUGAGAAAACAUCACACUUCUGUUAGAUGUGCACAACUAUAAUAUAUAAGAUGAGAACUUGUUGGAAUCUGAACUCCUUUCACAAGGAAAUUGUAUCGUUAUUGCUUGUUUUGGGUUAUUUUUAUUCAUCUUCAUGG
Messenger RNA from Magnolia sinica, 1249 nucleotides. RefSeq names its product serine acetyltransferase 5. The coding region runs from base 172 to 1062 and encodes 296 amino acids. Lineage: Eukaryota; Viridiplantae; Streptophyta; Magnoliopsida; Magnoliales; Magnoliaceae. Gene Ontology annotation, cellular component: cytosol; cytoplasm. The transcript has a single exon. The record is from RefSeq and is a predicted model, not a curated record. Gene Ontology annotation, molecular function: L-serine O-acetyltransferase activity.